Messenger RNA from Danio rerio (zebrafish), 2950 nucleotides. NCBI's taxonomy places the organism in Eukaryota, Metazoa, Chordata, Actinopteri, Cypriniformes, Danionidae. The record is from RefSeq and is a predicted model, not a curated record.
UCAUUAAUGAUGUGCUGGUGUUCUCGGGAGCGGGACAGGUGUUGAAUGGGUUUCGCUCACUCGUCAUAAGGGCGUGUGUGAGGGCUGGACCAGGUGGGUCUCUCCGUGAGUCAAUCCCCGGAUCAAACACACACACACACACUCAGCAGCCACACCGAGACGCAGCAACAGAUACCUGGAGCUUUACGAAUCGGACCUCGCCUGUCUCUGGAGCGGAGACUAAAGACGAAAUGAUGCCCGAACCUUUAAAAUCGGCCCUGUCUCUGGGGAAUAUGGAGGACACGUCCCUGGCGGUGCCGUCCGACAUCGAGCAUAGAUCCGCGCAGCAGCGGGUGCUGGAGCAGGUGCACACCAUCAAGAAGAGCAAGUCCAAAUACAGGAGCAAGAGCAAGAGUGUGUCCGCACUCGCCACCUCGCCCACUAGUCCAGAAGGGGACAGUGUGUUUUACGACUUCAAGUUCUCUCCUGGCACAUCUCUCAGUGGACCCUCGUUCAACAGAGGAGGAAACAUGACAAAUGGGGCCAUGCAAAGACAAAACAUCUUGCGCAAGUCCACCAACUCCCGCAGCUCCAGUGGACAGCAAGUAAACAGCAACUCCGGCAGAUUCGAUCGCUCCAUCUACGGAUUUCAAGGCUCUGUCUCCACCCAGCAGAAGACCAGUAACCAGCUCUACAACAAAUCCACCCGCAGCGCUCCAGACCUGGGCUUCCAACCCACCACCAACGGCAUGAGCAGCACGGGUCAACGCAGCCAAACCAGCCGGCAGACCUUCCAGAGGUGGGAGAAAGGCAGUCAGAUGCCCUCCUCCAGUUACAGUAACGGCACCACCCUUGUCCGAAUGUCAAACAGCAAUCAGGUUAACGCCGUCAGCAGACGCCCAUCCUCCCUGCAGUCCAAUGGAGAGUCCAGAAUGUCCAUGAUCAGGUCUGGACAGGCCAAAGAUUUUUCUGGGAUGACCCUAGAGAAGCCGGUGUCUGAUAUGACCAUGCGGGAUGCUGUUGAUUGUCUGUCCAGUACAGAUGAAAACGUUCAGCUGUGUGGAGCGUCUUACAUCCAGCACAGUACAUUCAAUGAUGACAAGGCCAAGCAGGAGGUUUUGACUCUGAAAGGUCUGCCGCUGCUGGUUGACCUGCUGGGCAGCUCCAGUCCUCAGGUUCAGGAGACGGUGGCUGCGGCGCUGCGAAACGCCAUCUUCAAAAACCUGCCCAACAAACAGGAGGUGCAGCGAAGUGGAGGAAUCAAACAGGCCGCACAACUGCUGGGCGACGCUAACACUGAGACACAGAAACACCUGACAGGUCUCCUGUGGAACCUUUCAUCUGAAGAUGGUCUGAAGCCGGAUCUGCUCCGUACGGCUCUGCCUGCUCUCACAGAGAAAGUUAUAGAGCCGUUUUCAGCCAAUACAGUCGACAACGCCAACACAAGCCUGGCACCAGAGGUUUUCUGCAAUGCCACGGCUUGCCUACGCAACCUGAGCGGAUCCAAACUGGCGAACCGACAGUCCAUGCGCAACUGCAAAGGCCUGAUCGACUCGCUCAUGCGAUACACAGAGAACUGCAUCACCGCAGGAAUGCCUGAUAACCAGUCGUUGGAGAACUGCGUUUGCAUUUUGCACAACCUGACCUAUCAGCUGGAGACCGAGAUGCCGACUCUCUUCAACAAAAUAAACGCUCUGGCCAGUCAGUCUCACAACCGCUCCAGUUCCUCUGACGCUGGUCCUAUCAUCUGCUUCAGGUUACAGAGCCAGAAACUCAAGCAGAGGGGUUUUGACUAUCCUGUGAUGGAGGAUAACAACCCUGAAGGUGUGGGCUGGCUCUUCCACUCUAAAGCGCUGCAGUUUUACCUCAAUCUGCUGAGUUCCAGUGAACGGGACGCCACACUGGAGGCCUGUUGUGGAACCCUGCAGAACCUCACAGCCAAUGAAGGCAUAGUAUCGAAUUUUUUGAGUCAAACAAUCGUUCAGAAGCUCAACGGCAUGAAGUUCAUCACUCCUCUACUGCAGUCGACCAAUCCUGCUCUACAGAACAGCGCAGUCGCUCUGCUGGGGAAUCUGUCCAAAUCCUCACAAACAAACAAAGUAAUGGCACCUCAGUCUCUGCCGCAGCUGGUGGGUUUCCUGAACUCUGGUCUUUCCAAGAAAGAAUCUUCUCCUGAAUAUGACAGUGCGAUGGCCACCGCUCUGCGCAGCGCAAACACUCUGAUUAAUGCGGAUCCUGAUACUGGCAAGAACCUGCUGAACAACAGCCUGAUCAACAACCUCUACAACAUGAGUCUCAAUAGGGAUCUUCAAAAGUCCAGCAAAGCGUCAGCACUUCUUCUUCACAAUCUGUGGUCGAAUAAGAAUAUCCAAAGCUUUCUUAAAAAGAACGGCAUGAAAAAGAAGUCCUUUGUGAAUGAAGUGACGUCAGCAGCUUUCAAAUCUCAUCUGGUUAUUGACUGAGAAGCACUUUAAAAAAUGCAUCUAAAUUGCAUUGCUUAUUAAUUUUGGUUAAGUCUUGCAGAAGUAAUGGUAAGAAUGAGCUUUUAUUUCUCUCGGGGCGGUAGAUGCUUUAUGUUGAGAAACACAAACACUGCAUACAUUAGUUUCUGUUUCUCAACAAUGUAUUUUCAUUCAGUUGUUAGUGAAUAUGGAAUUGUGUUUAUUAUGUUCUGAAAGGAUUUAGGAUCAUUGUAAAAAUGAUUUGUACGAGUGUUACGGGCUGUUUGUGCAAGUUUAACAUGAUAUAUAUAAUGUUUUAUAUAGCAAGUGAUAUGUUUAUCUGACCAUAUAAAUAUGAUAUCACAUACAGCAUCUCUCAGUCAGUCAGCCAGUAAUUCAUUCUAAGAAGUUUCCAUUGCUCGUUGACGUCUGUACAACUUUACAAACAUUGUGGUUGUUGCGUUAAGGGUGUGUAUCAAUUUGUCAUGUUUCAUUACAGUUACAAGUUUCAAUAAAGGUUUUAACAGCAC